Molecule: messenger RNA, 2501 nt
Organism: Cantharellus anzutake
Lineage: Eukaryota; Fungi; Basidiomycota; Agaricomycetes; Cantharellales; Hydnaceae
Exons: 10
Coding region: 390-2042 (550 amino acids)
Source: RefSeq, a predicted model, not a curated record
GUAAUAUUAGCUGUCAGCUUCACACAGCUAAUCCGCUUACUGCUGUAGGCGCCCCCCCCCCCCCCCUUUACAUCCCUUCUGUGAGCAGUAAUAUUACAUAAUUCGUUUUUCGCUCAUGAGCCCGAGAUCGGACUUUGCCAAGGGAAUCUCAAUUCGAACUAUGUUAUUUAUAUGCACUGGAGAAAGUGAAUACAUAUAAAACUGCACAUUACCAAGAUUUGUCCGACUCGUAGGCGCUUCGUGUAUAGCACCUGCGGGAGGGACUCACUUUCAUAGUCGCCUUCCACCUUCUCUUUAUGAUACCUUAGUCUAUCCGUCGUUUUGAUUCUCUCGAAACUUGGCACCAUUGGGUCGCUGGAUUUCAACAUCGAUAUCUGACCGGUUUUGCUAUGCCACACCCACGUCAACGACGAAGAACUGCUAUUAUCAUCGCCUUUGUCUUUGUCUUUGGUAUCACCUACUGUCUCUUUCCUGGGACUGUCAAGAAAGCGCACCAUGGCGAUUCAGUGACUUGGCCGGACGACCGCCGUAAAAAAAUGACGGUCGCCGCACUCUCCAAAGAUCCCGCUCAGAAUGAAAGAAUUGGCACCAUCCACCAUCCCAAACGCCCCAAAUCUUCAACUAAGCAGAAUUUGUAUCCUAUCCCUCCACCGAGGAUCACGAUAAUCGCAAUCUGGGCAACGACGAAUGAGCCCAGAUCAUACCUUCCCAACUUCUUCGCAUCUGUAGCCGAAAACCCCUCAAUCGACCUCCUCUUCGUCAAGUUCGACAAGUAUGGUGUUGGUUGUGGCUUGUCGUUGGUACCGCCCUCAAUCGAGCAUACCAAUAUCCGCCAGUUAUGUUUCCGAUACCAGGAGUAUUGGGACUUACAUCGGGACUUCCUUUGUGACAAAAGGCGAUGGAAUUGCACACUGGAAGAAAGAGAUACCCUUGGCGAAGCGCUCUACAAAAGGGGGAAAAUUGAUUGGGUGAACUCUCAUUUUCGCCCAUUCCGCUCCGCAGUCUUUCGAAAAUGGCUAAAUCCUGGAACUCCUACAUGGGGAUGGUGCGAUAUGGACACAAUGUUCGGAAACUUCGAGCGGAAUUUUCCUUUUGACGUUUCGUCGCAAUUCGAUGUUCUCAUUCCCGGGCAACCUGCCCACGAUGAACAAGUGCUGUUGUUCCAUCCCGGACACUUAACCUUCUUUCGUCAUUCCGAGCGUGUGAUCGACGAGUACAUGAAGUAUCCACGACUAAAAGAUCUCAAGACUUGGCUAAGAAUCGGUGAAGACAAGACACUGGAGGAGGACCAGGGCUGGGAGUCACAUCGCCUUCGAGAUUGGAUUAGUGAAGGAGCCGGUGUCGACGCAGAGGAAGUCGAAUACUCGACCUAUACCCUCACGAAUCCUCGAUUAACCUUCCUCCGAUUCCCCGCAUUGAGCUUCACAUCACACCACUUAUCCUCAGCAUCACUCGGGGUUUAUGGUGUCACGGAUGGCGAUCGUUUGGACUUAAUCACGCCAGCUACCAGCGCCGCAAAUCGUGAGCUAAUACGAAAUAUUUUGGAGGAGCGGAAAGAGGCGACUGUUCCUCGCCACAACCCGUUCCAACUAUUCUCACCCGAAGGCUACGAAUACGUUGUCAAGUUACAUAAUGCGACAUUUUCAGGAUGGCUUUGGUUUCCACUCCGUUAUUCUGUGCACUAUGAGCCGGAUUUCAAGUUGGCGGAUGCGAUGGGGUUCAGGAGGUAUGUGAUGCGUCGAGCUGCUAAUGGUCCUGUCACGGAACGCCUGGAACCGGCCGAACCCAUCUUCAUGCAGCCUCCAUCGGGCAACUUGAAAAACGAUCCGAACGCGAAUAAGGAGGCCCGAUCUGGGCAGCCGAUACUGUUUGAGUUCCUUUACAAUCAUUUCCAGGUUGAGAAGUUUCAAAAAUGGUGGAUACUCCCUGACACUGCCCUUCAGCCUUCGGAUAUUAUGUUCAUUGAUCGUGACAGAGGGAUGCAAAUCUGGAAUCGGGGCGGAACUGUCACUUUCCGCGUCCGAAAAGAGGAUGUCGAAUGAUUGAACCUUUCACACACGCCCGUCGGCCUUACUAACUGGAUAUUGCGCUGGUUCAAGCUCAGGGAUUGCAAUUCUCGGUUACGGCAGCAAUUAUUUAUUACACAUUCCCAAAUAGAAUUUUUCUCAUGUAUUUCUUUUGUUUUCUUCGGCAUGCAUUUUCCUUUUUCUAUACCCAUUCCUGGAUAGAUUGAUGCACUUGUUUUCCAAUUCCCCCAUCCUUGUGGGACUUAGAUGCCCGUGAGGACGCAUCACGUAGGCACCACGAAGGUCCACCGGCACCCAACAAUACUGUACCGAACGCCCUCAGUGUAGGGCGGUAGGAGUGAUUUUGGAAUCCCCUAUCUAACACUACCAGCACCCCAAAUCCAAAAAACGUUGGGAAUGGGUACUUGAUUGUAUAAGGCGUUACCGCUUACAUAACCUGUUUCCCUCUGUAUAUAAAGCAAGAAAACGAACCAG